Messenger RNA from Spodoptera exigua (beet armyworm), 2066 nucleotides. Lineage: Eukaryota; Metazoa; Arthropoda; Insecta; Lepidoptera; Noctuidae. The record is from the annotation of a GenBank genome assembly.
UCGUUAAUGUUUUCAAACACGUGUCGUGUCAAGUCGUGAGUGAUAAUAAAAUGGGAUCUUUUUUCUUGAGUUUUACACGCAAGAAGCAGGAUAAGAGGAAGUCUUUGGAACAGCUGUCUUUGAGUGCUGGGAACAGUCCUUUACACGUUAAAGGUCCAAGGCGACCUGUCAGUCAGAACCUGAACGUAGCCCCACGAACUUCAGCCUAUAACGAUGAGAGAAAGAGUAAGGUGAAGGAAUGGGAAUGCGGGAUUUGUAAGAAGGAGCUCGUGGAACCGAGGCUUUUGGGAUGUCUGCACAACUUCUGCACGAGAUGUCUUCAGGGGCUGCACCAAGAAGGAGAAGCUGAGAUAUGGAGUGAGGUUGACGGAGGAUCAGUCCAGCUAGAUCCAGGCGGAUCGCGGUCAGGAUCUGGCGCUGGGUCCGCAGGCUCUGGAUAUGAAACCGACCUCCGCCACUCAGGGUCUGAAGGCAGCUGGGAACAGAAACAGCAGCAUAAAUAUGCUAUUCUAACUAGAAAGGUAUCAGGCAAAAGCGUCCAGUUCCUUCUAUGUCCAACCUGUGGAUACGAGACACAGUUACCUCUCGGAGGCAUAGCAGCGUUACCUCUCAACUAUGUUCUGCUUCGAAAGAUGGCGGUUGUCCAGGACAGCGAGGGCAUCAACGUGCUGUGUGAUCUCUGUAGCAGUGACAAUAAGGCAGAAACCCGUUGCAAUCAAUGUCUGGUCAGCAUCUGCACGUCAUGCGGAGAAGCUCAUGGGAGACAGAAGGCCACAGCCCGUCACUCCCUGCAGCCACUCGACCCAGCUCCCGUGAAGUACUGCACUCAACACCCGAAGGCUGAUCUCAGUGUUUACUGUGCUACAUGCCAACAGGUGGUAUGCCGAGACUGCUGCCUGGUCUCCCACAGCGGGCACGCACUAGCUAACGCGUCCCGUGCUGCGGCUGAACGAGCUCGUCUUCUACGCGACGCAGUGGAUCGUGCUAAGCUUGUGCCGGAGAAUGUGGAGCGAGCCACCAGGAACCUUAGCGCGCACGCUUAUGAGAUUGAUUGCCAGGCAGCCCGCGUGGAGUCGGAGGUGCAGGAGUGGGCGGCGCAGUACCGGCGCGCGGUGGCGGCACACACGCGCGCACUCUGCGCCGCCGCCGCGCGCGCCCGCCACCGCCAACAACACACGCUCGACGGGAAGACCAGGGCGCUCGGGGAUAGGGCCGGCCACGCUGUUGAUGCCGUCCGAUUCGCUGAAGAGCUCCUAUCGGAAGGGAAAGAAGACGAGCUCCUAUCGCUCAGUGGACCAGUAUUACGUCGCUUGGAGCGAGUGACGGAGUUGCAGCCUCUAUCGGAGCCCCCUCGCCUGGAGUUGCGCUUCGCUCCCCGCGCCCCCGCCACACACGACCCGACUAUCUUCGGAAGACUACUGGCACAUUCACCAGAUCCUGACAUGUGUGUUGUUAAUACUGAAGGUCUUCAAGACAUGCGAGUUGACUGUGAACAUGAGGUGACGCUGGAGCUACGAGACAGUAAUGGUGAAAGAAUCUGGUGUGGUGGUGAACAGGUGGCUGGAUACUUCCGUCGCCGGGACUCUAGCGCUCGCCCUAGCAUGGCUCGCGUGACAGACAGUACGGACGGAAGCUACACGCUCAGUAUCACGCCUCGCUCGCCCGGAGCUUAUUUACUCGCUGUCACCAUUAAUAAUAAGCCUAUAAAGGUUGAGAAGAGAGGGAGUGUCAGACUCCUACUGACUAAACUCCGUACCGUUCCUUCUGCUUUAGGCCGAGGGCGCGGGCAGUCCAUUCGCGUGCUGUGCCCGUGCGGGCGCGGCGCACUGGGGCACGUUCCACUGCUGCGCGUUCUGCUCGUCGGGGGGGCGACGCGACGCUGUCUGCGGCUGCGGGGCGCGGAUGCCCGGGGGAUACAAAGGGUGUGGGCACGGUCACGCAGGAUGGCCGGGCACGCGACACUGGUCGUGCUGCGGCGCGGCGCGACGAGACGCGGCAUGCACGCGGCCCCGCCCGCCUCGACCUACUACGCAACUAUACCAGUUCUCCUUGUAAUAUCAUAUUAA